AUGUUCACCCCCCCAAGCCAUGAGCAGCAUAUAGCGGAUCUUCCUGGCUCCAUGGAGGAAGUAGGUCUUGGCCAGAUCAACUGUGCCGAGAAAAACAGGGACGGCAGAUCCUUGAACCUUCGAAAGUAUGCGGUAAAUAUCCGCUUCACGCUUCACUUCGUUCCAGUGAUAAGAUGUGGUUCCUUUACCGACGACUGUAUAUCCAUAUGCAGUGCAGGUUAUCUUGAAGGGUACUCUAGAUGCCCCACAGCGUCCUAUGGGCGUGCAGUCGCGGUCGAGAUUUUCAUCCAGCUGCUGUUUGAUACAUUGAACCAAGCUCUGGGCAUCGAGGAGGUGUCGACUGUUGUUUCCACCCUGCUGAUGAAGCAUAACAUUCGGGCAAUUUCCAUCCAGCUUGCCCCCUUGCUAUCCUGUCAGCCAAGCUGCAUUGUGUUCCAGUUUCGCGGGUUCCUCGGUUGGGACAGAAUCAGGCCGAAUAACCUCUUUCCAAAAGUCCAUCGGCCGUAA
Molecule: messenger RNA, 507 nt
Organism: Aspergillus oryzae RIB40
Lineage: Eukaryota; Fungi; Ascomycota; Eurotiomycetes; Eurotiales; Aspergillaceae
Exons: 2
Coding region: 1-507 (168 amino acids)
Source: RefSeq, a predicted model, not a curated record